AUGUCCCGCGUGUCGUCCACGGCCAAACGUUACCCCGGCCCCUCCUCCUACACCUCCCAUUACAGCUCCUACACCUCCUCCCUGGGAACUGGCCUUAGCUCCUACAGUGACCGGGACAGGCUCUCCACCUACAAGUCCCCCACAUCAUCCUCUGGGUACUCCUCCUCCAGCUACCUGAGCUCGGCUGCCCGCUCCCGAAACUACAGCAGUUCCUCAGACCCCGAGCGGGACAGAGGCCGGACCGUCCCGCGCAGCGAUAUCCUCGGCACCAGCAGCAGCAGCAGCAUCGGGAGCAGGCGCAGCGAGAGCCUGAGUCGGACCCCUGUGAAGAGCUACGGGGGGUCAGGGCUGACCGGGGGCGCGGGCUACUCCUCAUACAGCUCCUACUCCCCUCAUGUCCACUCUAGCUACCUCUCCUCGACACCAGCGGCCUCCAGCAGCUUCUCGCUCAGGCGCAAAUCUGUGUCCCAAAGCGAUCUGAGCCGGGACUUUGCCUCUCUGGGCAUCAGUGACAGCUCCUCUUCCUCCUCCACCCCAACUUCCUCUUCCCUCCGGAGCUACCGCAGCCGAAACAGUGACGUGUCCGACUCGUACGGGGCCAGGUCGGGGUACACGGGCCUGUCCCGCAGCUCCACUCAGGAGAUCCUCAGCAGCAGCAGAGCACUCAGCACCUCCUCGCCCUGGGAGCACAGCAGUAACGCCCGCUCUGAGUCGCCGUCCAGGGACACAUCAACGGUAAGACACCGCCCCACACGCCGUCCCACACGCCACCCCACACGCCGCCCCACACAUCGCCCCACAAUUACCAUUUACAAUUCAAAUUCAUGGGUCAAAGUUUAA
Molecule: messenger RNA, 840 nt
Organism: Knipowitschia caucasica
Lineage: Eukaryota; Metazoa; Chordata; Actinopteri; Gobiiformes; Gobiidae
Source: the annotation of a GenBank genome assembly